Molecule: messenger RNA, 375 nt
Organism: Fraxinus pennsylvanica
Lineage: Eukaryota; Viridiplantae; Streptophyta; Magnoliopsida; Lamiales; Oleaceae
Source: the annotation of a GenBank genome assembly
AUGGCGACUGACUCUCUGAGCAGCUUAUGUUCUAAGAGUUCGGUUUUAAAACGGGACUCUCGGUCACGUAAUUCUUCGACGAGGCGGAGGAGCUCGCUAAUGUCAGGGGGACGGGGCUGGACCUGUGCGGAGGCGCGUGGUAACUGGAGCUGGGGAUACACUAAAGAGAACGUGGCUAGAUGGUGGACUGUAGAUACUGGAAUUCUUUUAGAUGUAGAGCUUCCUGAUGAACCAGAAGAAAACCCAGCAUCCAAAUUGGAUAAUCAAAGCCCUUCCCUUCCCGUGGAAAAUCAAAACCCUUCUCAGUGUGAUGAGGUCUCACAUUUGCACGAAUUGAGCCAAGCCAAGCCCAGUCAGACUUCUGCAUAUGACUGA